AUGUUUUUAUGCAGGCUGUUUAGGAAGACGGUGGUGGUGGUGACAGUAGUGGUGGUGUUGCUAAUCAUAGCAUCGGUUUUGUUAAUCCUUCAUUUUGUUAGUAACUCGAAUUCAAGUGAGAAAUUCCCCUUUGGAAUUGGAGUAUACACAUACGACGUGGUGUUUAAGUACAGCCAUAUUCACGACCCUUCCAUUGGCAAACAAUUAAAUGUUGGUUCAAAUGUAAUUCCAAUCAAUGAAGCGCAUUCGCCAUUCACACAAGGGUUAUUUUUUAUAGACAAUGAUACACUGCUCGAAUCUUCGGGGUUAUAUGGAGCUAGCUACAUCAGAGAGUUUUCUCUUUCCUCGGGGAAAACCAAAAGAUUUAACAAUUUAAAAAGUAACCUCUUCGCAGAAGGUUUGGCAGUUGUAGUCGAGCCAAUGACGUAUAAGAAGUUUAUCCUAACUCUAACGUAUAAGGAGAAAGUCAUUCUCGUUUUUGACUACGACACUAUGGAGCUGUACCAUUCAUUUGAACAUGAGUUGGAUGGGUAUGGCCUGACAUCCAACAUAGAUCUCCUACAAUCUGUAGAAGAUUUAAAGGCGGAAAACUUUGCCCGCAAUCAGAAGCUGUGGACGACUACUGGGGAUGACUAUCUAUACGAAAUUGAAAUUCCCCACGAUUUUUUAAGCACUAAAAAAUUGAGCAUCUCUGGGAAGACCCAAAUUACCUGCGCGGGCUUCGCCAUUUAUCAUGUGAACGAGCUGGAGUACCAUGUGCAGGCCAAGACGCUCUACGCCAACGUUUUCCUUACCAAGCUGGUCCUUGAGAUUGACAUAUCCAAGGGCACCUGCCUGAAGAUUAUUAACUUGUCCGGCCUCGUCGAGCAGUGCGACAGAUACGACGGCCAGAAGAACAAGGAGUCCGUGCUCAACGGAAUAGCCAUCGACCCGCAGAGCAGCAAGGCGGACCUGCCCAACCUGCUCGUGACGGGCAAGCUAUGGCCCAACAUGUUCCAAAUCAGGCUCAUCAAAAGCGUCACCAAGUGGGAGGCCACCGCGGUGCUCAGCGAGUACUUCAAGUCGAUUGGGCAGAAGGUCUCGUGA
Messenger RNA from Plasmodium vivax (malaria parasite P. vivax), 1086 nucleotides. RefSeq lists its product as hypothetical. Lineage: Eukaryota; Apicomplexa; Aconoidasida; Haemosporida; Plasmodiidae. The record is from RefSeq and is a predicted model, not a curated record. Gene Ontology annotation, molecular function: glutaminyl-peptide cyclotransferase activity. The transcript has 2 exons. The coding region runs from base 1 to 1086 and encodes 361 amino acids.